Messenger RNA from Closterium sp. NIES-67, 1944 nucleotides. The record is from the annotation of a GenBank genome assembly. NCBI's taxonomy places the organism in Eukaryota, Viridiplantae, Streptophyta, Zygnematophyceae, Desmidiales, Closteriaceae.
GCUUCGGGCUAAGUUGAGUUUCCUGCGAGCUUUGCUUGGAGGCACUCAUUGCAGGCGUCGCUGGUCAAUUAUUGCCUUUAUUUAGUCUGCUUCGUCAAAUUCGAUCUCCCAGUUGGUUCGGUGAAACAUGUCGCACUCCAUGGCUCGGCUAUCUGUCGCGUUGUUCGCGGCCGCCAUUGUCGCGUGCUUCGCCAUGACCGUCGUCGGCGGCAAAUCAACAGUGGAGACGCUCACAUCCGAAGUACGAUACGCGUCGGAGAUUGCACGGGCGUACGAGGAGCAGACUACCGCAACCGUCGCGGAACAAGUUGCCCGUCGAGCGCUGAAGUCGUCCAAAAGCAAGAAAAGCAAGAAGAGCAAGAAGAGCGACAAGAGCAACAAGAGCAGCAAGAGUAACACGAGUAGCAAGAGUAGCACGAGUAGCAAGAGCGACAAGAGCAGCAAGAUCACAACGAGUAACAGCACGUCGAGCGGCAGCGGUGGCAGGAAGAAGGGCGUGGGUGCGGCGGAAGUGGCGGGGUCGGGCAAGCGGCCGUCGGGCGUGUGGACGGCGAACCCCGUCGACAAGUGCUGGUGGGCGGAGGACUGGAAAACCCACCGUCAGGAGCUCGGCAACUGCGCGCCGGGGUUUGCGGAGGGCACGACGGGUGGCAAGGGUGGGAAGCUGUACAUCGUGACGACGGAGGCGGACGACCCGGUGAACCCGAAGCAGGGCAUGCUGCGACACGCCAUCAUCCAGGACGAGGCGCUGUGGAUCGUGUUUGAGCGCGAUAUGGUGUUCGACAAGCUCUCGGCGGAGAUGAUGGUCAACAGCGACAAGACCAUCGACGCGCGCGGCCGCGCCGUUGUGAUUCAGAACGGGCCGUGCCUUCGCCUGGAGCGGGUUACCAACGUCAUCGUCGAAUCCGUCAUCUUUCGCAACUGCACCAUGCGCACCGGCACGAUCAAGGUGCGGUCGGGGAAGGGGCUGGAGGUGAAGGACUGGCGCGACGGUAACGCGGUGGAGGUGUGGGGGUCGACCAAGGUGUGGAUCGACCAUUGCGGGUUCGAGAAGGCGCUGGACACGCAGGUGAACAUCGUGGUGGGGUCCACGGACGUGGCGGUGACCAACAACUACUUCGUGAACCAGGACGAGGUGAUGCUCAUGAGCAACAACGACGCCGCCACCACGGACGACAACAUGCGCGUCACCGUCGCACUCAACGUCUUUGGCCAGAACUGCAACCAGCGGAUGCCGCGGGGGAGACACGGGCAGUUCCACGUGGCGAACAACUACUACCCGUACGGCUGGGGCAUCUACGCCAUCGGCGGCUCCGCUGGCGCGCGCUUCCGCAGCGAGGGGAACUACUUCGUGGCGGGGAGCGUCAAGGAGGUGACGAAGCGGCAGGACACGCACGGGUGGGAGUCGAAGCAGAUCAGCGACAAGUCUUGGACCAAGAUCAAGGUGUCGAGCGCGGGGUGGGAGAAGUGGCCGUGGCAGUCCAUCGGCGACCACUUCGAGAACGGCGCCUUCUUCGUCGAGUCGGGCGCCAACGUCUUCCAGCCCGCGUACGCCUUCACUCCCGUCGCCGCCAAGGACGUUCCCAAGGCCACCGACAGAGCCGGCCCGCUCUUCCGCCGCUAUAAGAAGCAGCAGUGACGUGGCAAGUCGCAACCCGUUUGGGGAGUGCGAGUUGAAUAAAGCGCUGUUACUUCGUUGGGCUUACACAUGCCUCGAGGGGGCUCAGUUGACAUUCGCGUCCCUUUUACGGGUGCUUCCGUUGCGGCGCUAGUACUCCUAUGAGUUGCACUUAGUGAGUUUCCAUGUGGCUUGGCUUGUAGGAAGUUGGUUUAGUCUACUACGUAGGUAGAAGCCCUUAUGGCUUUUAUAUAUGCCUUGGUUGCAAAGCCAGACGCUGUAGCAUAAAUUAAUGCGUUGUUACUUCGACGGAUGUAAUUGGAAUG